Molecule: messenger RNA, 938 nt
Organism: Carlito syrichta (Philippine tarsier)
Lineage: Eukaryota; Metazoa; Chordata; Mammalia; Primates; Tarsiidae
Gene: TIMM9
Product: translocase of inner mitochondrial membrane 9
Exons: 4
Coding region: 134-403 (89 amino acids)
Source: RefSeq, a predicted model, not a curated record
CUCGACGAAGACCUGAAGAGCUCCUGACUUAACUUGUAUGACUACCUGUGUUUAUUAGGGACCGUUUAGAGUGUAGCUCCUGAAGACCGUUAGGGAUGUGGGAUUAAGUGACUAAUUAACGUACCAAAAGAAUAUGGCUACACAAAUACCAGAAUCUGAUCAGAUAAAGCAGUUUAAGGAAUUCCUUGGUACCUACAAUAAGCUUACAGAAACCUGCUUUUUGGCCUGUGUUAAAGACUUCACAACAAGAGAAGUAAAACCUGAAGAGACCACCUGUUCAGAACAUUGCUUACAGAAAUAUUUAAAAAUGACACAAAGAAUAUCCAUGAGAUUUCAGGAAUAUCAUAUUCAGCAGAAUGAAGCCCUGGCAGCCAAAGCAGGACUCCUUGGCCAACCACGAUAGAGAAGUCCUGACACAUGGACUUUCGAUGAAAGAGUGCCAACAGCUGCUGUGCUGGAAAUGAGGACUCAUCUGACAGUAUCCCCUGAAAGCAGCAGCCACCAUGUUAAAACACCUGUCGUGACUGUUUGGCAAAUGGAAACCACUGGAGAAACAAAAUCGCUAUUUACCAGGAAUAAUUAAAAUAGAAGGUCUUAUUGUUCAAUGAAAUAAUAAGAUGCAACAUUUGUUGAGGCCUUAUGAUUCAGCAGCUUGGUCACUUGAUUAGAAAAAUAAACCGUUGUUUCUUCAAUUGUGACUGUUAAUUUUAAAGCAAAUUAUGUGUUCAAUCAUGUAUGAGAUAGAAAACUUUUUAUUACUAAAAUAAAAUAAACAGAAAUAUCACUGAGCAGUUGUUUGUACUAUAUAGUACCAUAGUAUUCUGACUGGACUGUGGAUACGUUGAAAUGUUUUUCAAUCAGGAUCAUCCUCCAAGUAUUCCUGUUCAUUCAUGUCUGCCUCAAAUUGCUGGUGAAUACAUAAAAUAGUUACUUGCUAA